Molecule: messenger RNA, 672 nt
Organism: Emericellopsis atlantica
Lineage: Eukaryota; Fungi; Ascomycota; Sordariomycetes; Hypocreales; Bionectriaceae
Exons: 1
Coding region: 1-672 (223 amino acids)
Biological process (GO): N-acetylglucosamine metabolic process
Cellular component (GO): cytoplasm
Source: RefSeq, a predicted model, not a curated record
AUGGGCAGCUGCGAGUCACCCGCAUUUUGGAAUGUCAAUAUCCCGCCUGAGCAGCAUACAUUCUCGUGUCCAGAGUACCUCCGACACCUGACGCCCAAGGACGUUGGCAUCAUUGCAACGCCAGAUUCCGAGUACACUGCGCAAUCUUGGGACGAAGUCCGGCAAAUUGUGGCCACGAACAGUCUGGAAAGCUUCAAACGGGUACCAUCAGAUCUUCGACGAUACAGGUCAUUCGUAUAUCGCCUCGUGCAAGACUACGGGAGCGUGCACGCUUUCCUGUUGAAAGAGAGAUUACGAUGGGAGGAACCAGUCAAGCCACGCGGGGCACCUUUCGAGCUCGAAGACGACUACAAGAUCCUCUUCAAUGACUGGCCUUAUGGCGUUGACAAGAGGAUAGUUCACUUGGUAGUCUGGACAAAGUUUUCCCUGGCAGAGGAUCCGAAGACUGGCGAUCUGACGGAUCAGGCCCGAAGAGACACAGAGGCUUUCAUGGAGAAAGUUUUCUAUGAGAAUGUGCCCCGAGAAAGGGUCAUUUGGUUCAAGAACUGGGCGGCGCUCAAGUCUGUCAAUGCCGUUGAGCAUUUUCAUGUCAUGAUGUACGAUCCAGAUCCGUGCUUUGUGCAGAGGGUGACGCAAGGCGAUGUUCCGCAGUGUCUCAGAGAGGCUCACUGA